AUGGCGGCGUCAAGAUAUAACACUCUGCCGGCCGGCCAGGCUGAUGACGACACGCCUGAUCAACACGGCCAGCGCCCGCCGUUUUCCCCAGAUUCCUUCGCCUCGCGCCUCUCGCCAACGUCGCAGUCCACCUCGACCAGCCUGGCCUCGCCCACCCAGUCGCCCAAUCCCAUGGCUCAUGCGAGCUUGGCCGAAAAGACGUUUACUCCCCUCUCCAUGAACGAAAGCGAUUACCUGUCGGACCACUCGGCCACCGACCGCCUGCUGAGAAAAAAGUCGUCCUUCUCCCUCGAACACGAAUCGAUGCUGAGCACCUCCAACACUUCCAGAGGCGAAACGUUUCUGCAGGUGGGCAGUGCCAUUGGCAGAAGCAACAGUGUCAGCAGCACGUCCAGUGCCACGGCAGCUGGCCGGGGCGUGACGGUUGUCAGCUCCAUGGUCCAAUCGUUUGAAGCCCUGCACGCAGCAGUGGUUGAGAAAGAACGAGAACUGGCGGCCAAAAAGAGCAGUGCCAGUCUUCGCCCGUCUCUCGGUCCGGUGUCAAGGACAACAUCGCCGGCUCCAAAUGCAGACCUGACAGACGCAAGCCAGCACCAGCACCAGCACCAGCACCAGCAACACCUGGGGUCCAGUCUUGGCGGAGCUGUUGGCGCCACCGAUACGACCAUCGUGCCGCAGACAACCGACCCCCCAGCGCAAAAUGCGAAGGCCGCCCCUGAGUCCCCGAUCCGCUCCCCGAUUUCAGUGACGGCCCAGACGCCCCUGAUCCGACCGACUCCCACGACAAUUCCUUCUCCCACCACCUCGAUUGAAUCGCCAUUGCCCCGAACCUCUUCCACCGCGAGCAUCAGCCUGACACACCCCACCCCAGACCUCAACAAGCGAUCGCAGUCGGGCGCCUACCUCGGCAACAUUGCCGCCCUCGAAGCCACGGCCGAGCGCCUGUCCAUGACCAGUUCCAUCGAAGUCGCCAUUCGCGAAGAGCACAACGAGCUCAAGCGGUCCGAGAGUCGGAAGUCGUCGAUUCUUCAACGUGCGAGGGGUACCUCAGCCGGCUCCGAUUCUGGUUCGGCAUUGCAUCUCGGAAGCAGAAAGAACUCGGUGGUGGAAACGAACAACGCAGCCCGUUUUGGCGGUUAUGUCAUGAGUCCCCAACAUUCCUUGUCUGGCGCGUCGGCCCGUCUCCGCUCUGGCAGCAAGGCCAGCUCCAGUGGCUUGCCAGCUCCGGAGUCCGUUGCGCUUUCGUCUAGCCUGGAGAACGGCGAAGACUUUCCAUUCAUGUCUCGGAGUGGACCAGGAAAAGCGUCAACGAGAAGUGCGGCCAGCAAGCUGUCCCUUGCCGAGAUUGCCGAACUGGAACACCCAACAGCCCUGACGCGGGAUGCCAUGGACCGAGCCGACCUGGGAGUGCCGGACAACGACGAGGAGGAGGAGAGGCGCAUACUAGCGAGUGCCCACCAAUAUAUUGAGCCAGAGUUCGCCGAUGAGGGGGAAGGGGCGCGCACACCUCAGAAUGAGAACCAAACCUUUCUGGAUGAUCCCGCCCCGCGGCUGCAGCUCCACCAUCCCGACCAGUACUCGCAGUAUUGGGACCAGAAUAAUGACCAGGCGAGAAGACCAACGACGGCCGCUUCCGUUACCACGUUUGAUCAAGCUCAGACAGCGUUUGGUGACUUUGACGGCGUCCACUGUGACCCCGAAGCCGACCAGUUUGUGCCUCACCAGGAGCCUGAGCUGCCUCCGCCUCGGUCACAACAGCAACCGCAGCACCAUGGCAUCAACAAUUCGUUGGGGCCCCGCCCGACAUCAUACUUUGACCCAUCUACCGGGCAGCAAAUGCUCUACUACCCAGCUCCGGUCCCCGCCAUGCUCAAUCUGCCACCAAAGUUGUCCAAAAAGCCCAAGGCGGGACCCAGAACCGCGAGGCGGUCCCAGGUCAUGAGUGCGAUGCCGAUGGUGACAACGCGGGAAUCACGGGUGUGGCUUCCUGAUCCGACUCAUACUGUGGGCGGAGGUAGCCAGCACAACGUGCCCCUCAUGCCGGAGCUCCUCGGCGGAGAUUACGCUCCCCAGACAUCAAAUGCCGACGAGCUGGCGCCACCACAAGCGCCCGCCCUUGCUUCGGGCCACUCCAGGCACGCGUCCGAGGCGAGCACCAUCCAUCCGGCUGCUCCUGUUGUGGAAGAGCAACGAGAAUUCCGUCGUCCUCAACGUUUGACCGACAACCGCAAAUCCCGGGCGACUGUAUUGGACGGCUUGCCACCGCAGCUCCGUGCAAGUGCCUUUUUCGAGCUGCCCUCUACCCAUCUCCCCAAGAUUGAGGUCAAGGACGGAUCUGCCAUGGCGACGCUCGACAGCAUCCUCGACGCCUCGGCCGCUGCGCCCGUCAGCGCUUUUACCGACCACGCCUUUGCCGGGGCCUUGGGUGAUGAGGUGUAUGGGACUGAGAAGAAGCGCAAAUCAAAGAAGCCGCCCAAGAAGUCCGACGCAGAGCCUGUGGAGGAGGAGGUGGUGGCCAAGCCAAAACGAAAGACGCUUGUCAAGAGGAACUCGAGCUCGGCUCUACUUGACUACGACAACGAACCGAAGAAGAGAUCUAGUCGGUUUUCCCUUUUCCCGAGCAGAGGCGAUGACGACGACAGCGAUGACGAUGACGAGCGGAUCAGACGAAAUGGUGAUCGUUCACCCGGCGAUGGCCCUCUGCAGUCUCCCAACCCCCUCGCCCCGGGUGCCGACGAAGAGUCCAGUGAACAAUCCAGCGACGAGUCUAGUGAGAACGAAAGGUCUGUCUACAGAGGCCCGCCCACGACGCUGCUCGCAGAGUUGCAGAUCCGGAAGCGCCAGAAUCAGCAGCGAGUCAAGGACGGCACCCGGCUUCCCCGCGGCCAGCACGGCACCACUCUUCUUGAACUGGACGCUGUUGCUCAGGUGGAACAGAAGACCAGGAAGGGCAAGCGUGUUAAUCUCGCCUGGGAAGACCCAAGCGCCAACCCGUAUCAAGGCUCCGACAUGGACGACGAGGACGUGCCGCUGGGCAUGCUGGCGCUUGCCAAGGCCACUGGUGACGGAACCAACAGGUCAACCAUGGACAUUGGCGCUCUCAUGAGCGAGGUGAAUCGUCCCCUUGGCUUGAUGGAGCGCCGGGAAAUCGAAGACAACGAGCCCCUCAGUCGCCGCCGCGAGAGGUUGCAGGGCAGAGACAGCGGCCAUGUUCCGUUGUCUCUGGACCUUAUUCAGAAGCGAAUGAGCCACAUGCCGCUCACACAAACAAACGGCGCUCCCAUUGGGUUGAUGGGUAUGCGAUCCCAGUCGAGACUCAAUCUUCAGCUUCCCCAAGAAGAACGACCAGUCUCCAUGAUGGGCGCCAACGCAGACGAGAGUGAUCCCGAGGUGGAGGGGGAGACGCUGGCUGCCCGCAAAGCACGACUGGCAGCCGAAAACCCCUUGCCGCGCACCCGUCCUGUCAGCGGCAUGUUCUCGGCCGAGCUUCUCAGCCAGUUUGGCGGCGCCGACGAGGAGGCUGCCGACGCCAAGAGCAAAGAAGUGAGCAAUGAGGCUGCCGCGGUGGUGGAUGUGCCCGAGGAAGAAGAGACGUUGGGCCAGCGAAGACGCAGACUACAAGCCGAGAGGGAGGCACGGGAGCGCGAGAUGGCUGCUGGAGGCGGCAUAUAUCCACCUCGUGCUGCUACGCCCGUUGGACUUUUCCCAGGCGUGAGCGGCCUGCAAGCCAACCCUCAAGCCCGCCCGCUCUCCAUGGCCAACAUGCUUGGUGCUCAUCCCAUCGAUACCCCCAUGGGUCACAUGAACCCCCUCGAGCAAGCGCGCCUGAACCGGGAGGCCGAAGUAAUGAGGGUGCAGCAGGAGCAAGAACUCCGAAUGGCAGCGCUCCGAGCUCAGAUGCCCACAAGUCUGGUUGCCGUCUCGUCCGGGGGCAGGAGUGGCGGAUACAUGAAUGGCAUGUUCAACAACGGAAUGGGGGGGCACGCUGUGGGCCAGGCCGGCGCUGCUGGGAUGAGCCUAGGCUACGGCAACGGCAGCAACCUGAGCUUGCUGACGCCGCAACAACCAAUGAUGCAUGGUGGUGGCAUUCCGAUGAAUGGUGUUUAUGGUGGUGGAUACGGGAUGCAAGUACCUGGCCAAGUGGGCCAAGUGGGACAGGUUGAUAUGGUGGAGCGCUGGCGGCAGAGCGUGUUGCCGUGA
Podospora anserina S mat+ is the source of this 4200-nucleotide messenger RNA. RefSeq lists its product as uncharacterized. NCBI's taxonomy places the organism in Eukaryota, Fungi, Ascomycota, Sordariomycetes, Sordariales, Podosporaceae. The coding region runs from base 1 to 4200 and encodes 1399 amino acids. The transcript has a single exon. The record is from RefSeq and is a predicted model, not a curated record.